UUGCUUAGGCCUAAGUUUGCCUCAUUUAAGGUAGCUGACGAACUCUUGAAAGAUGCAUCUGAACUGCGACGUCCAUCGGCAAGUCUCGACUCGAAUUGUCGCACUUCUAGUGCCACUCAGCAGGGAAACAAUGAAGAGCAACCACUCACUCUUCUCAAAUCAGUGCCGGAUGUGAGGAAAUUUCGUCCGUUCACGAUGAAUUUGAUGACGGACGUGUCGAUUUUGUUCGCCGAUAUUGCUGGCUUUACGAAAAUGUCGUCGAACAAAUCCGCCGACGAACUAGUGAACCUACUGAACGAUCUCUUUGGCAGAUUCGAUUAUCUCUGUCGAGUGGGUGGCUUGGAGAAGAUCAGUACUCUCGGUGAGAUUCAGUUUUCUUAG
Messenger RNA from Cooperia oncophora, 381 nucleotides. NCBI's taxonomy places the organism in Eukaryota, Metazoa, Nematoda, Chromadorea, Rhabditida, Trichostrongylidae. The record is from the annotation of a GenBank genome assembly.